UGUUUGUCAAAAAGAGCUUGUUCGCUUCGCUUUUCCCGCGUAAAAAAGUUGUGUCGAGUCUGUUAGAAUUUACUAUUUUUUCUCGUUUACCUGUUCUACUCACCUAAUAUUUGUGUGUUAAUAGUCAGAAAAUAAUUUACUCUGUACUUUAUUUAGAAUUUCAAGAAGAAACAAACUUCGAAAUUGUGUUUGUAUAUAAUUGUGCUGUGCAAAUUUUCACAUCAUGGUUGGAAAAAUCAACAAAUUAUACGUAUAUAAGAGGGGUGGUAGAAUGGAAGAGGUACAUAUAGAUAAAAUAACAUCAAGAAUAAAGAAGCUUUGCUAUGGAUUAAAUAUGGAUUUUGUUGAUCCUGUGUCAAUAACUUUGAAAGUCAUCAGUGGCAUUUACUCGGGAGUAACAACUGUGGAAUUGGACAAUUUAGCUGCAGAAACUGCUGCCACUAUGACAACAGAUCAUCCAGAUUACGCUGUACUAGCUGCUAGAUUAGCUAUAUCUAAUUUACACAAAGAAACCAAGAAACAUUUCUCAGAUGUGAUGACAGAUCUGUACAACAUAGUAAACCCACACACAAAGAAAAGAUCCCCGAUGAUAUCAGAUUUCCACUACAAAAUAAUAAUGAAUAACAAAGAGCGACUGGAUUCAGCAAUUGUGUAUGAUAGAGAUUUUAAAUAUAAUUACUUUGGUUUUAAAACACUGGAACGAUCAUAUCUACUUAAAAUAAAUAAUAAGAUUGCUGAAAGACCCCAGCAUAUGCUGAUGCGGGUCUCAAUUGGAAUCCAUGGUGAAGACAUUGAUUCAGCCAUUGAAACCUACAACUUAUUGUCUGAAAAAUACUUUACACAUGCCAGUCCCACAUUAUUCUCUGCAGCAACUCCGAGACCACAAUUGUCUUCUUGCUUCCUCAUAGCUAUGAAAGAUGACAGCAUUGAAGGUAUAUAUGACACACUAAAACAAUGUGCAUUAAUCUCAAAAUCAGCUGGUGGCAUUGGACUACAUGUUCAUUGUAUUAGAGCAAAAGGUACUUAUAUAGCAGGUACUAACGGUGUAUCCAAUGGUCUUGUACCAAUGUUGCGAGUGUACAAUAAUACAGCAAGGUAUGUUGACCAAGGAGGCAACAAACGACCAGGUGCAUUUGCUAUUUACUUAGAACCCUGGCACUCUGAUGUGUUUGAGUUUUUAGAUCUGAAAAAGAAUACUGGCAAAGAAGAAGUCAGAGCCAGAGAACUAUUUUAUGCAUUAUGGAUCCCAGAUUUGUUUAUGAAGCGUGUUGAAAAAGAUGAAAUGUGGAGUUUAAUGUGCCCUCAUGAUUGCCCCGGUCUUGCCGACUGUUGGGGAGAAGAAUUUGAAGCAUUAUAUGGGCAAUAUGAAGAGGAAAAGAGAUUUGUUAAGCAAGUCCGAGCUCAAGAACUGUGGAAAGCAAUCAUAGAAGCACAAGUGGAAACAGGCACACCAUAUAUGUUAUAUAAAGAUUCUUGUAACAGAAAAAGCAAUCAAAAAAAUCUUGGCACCAUUAAAUGCAGUAAUUUGUGCACAGAAAUUGUUGAAUACACUUCAGCAGAUGAAGUUGCUGUUUGUAAUUUAGCUUCUAUUGCUUUGAACAGGUUUGUUAAUGAAGAUAAAACAUACAACUUUACAAAGUUGAGAGAAGUCACAAAGAUAAUCACACAAAACCUUAAUAAAAUUAUUGAUGUUAAUUUUUACCCAGUGCCAGAAGCAAAGAAUUCCAACAUGCGCCACAGACCAAUUGGGAUUGGAGUGCAAGGGUUAGCUGAUACAUUUGUUCUGAUGCGCAUUCCUUAUGAAAGUGACAAGGCAAUUAAACUUAACCAACAAAUCUUCGAAACGAUAUAUUACGGAGCAUUAGAAGCCAGUUGCGAACUGGCGCAAAGAGAAGGAGUUUAUAGUACAUAUGAAGGAAGUCCAGCAAGCCAAGGCAUUUUGCAAUAUGACAUGUGGGAUAAAACUCCAUCUGAUCUCUGGGACUGGUCUGUUUUAAAAGAAAAAAUUGCCAAACAUGGGCUGCGCAAUUCGCUUUUAUUAGCUCCAAUGCCUACAGCGUCUACAGCCCAAAUCUUGGGAAACAAUGAAUCCUUUGAACCAUUUACAUCAAACAUUUACCAAAGACGUGUUUUGUCUGGGGAAUUCCAGGUUGUUAACCAUCAUUUGUUGCGAGACUUGACGCAGGCAGAUUUAUGGGACGACGACAUGAAAAAUCUGAUAAUUCACAACAAUGGUUCCAUUCAAAAUAUCGAGCGUAUACCAAAGGACAUUAGAGAAUUGUAUAAAACAGUUUGGGAGAUUUCUGUUAAAACUACAAUUAAAAUGGCUGCUGAUCGAGGUGCAUUUAUAGACCAAAGUCAAUCUUUUAACAUUCAUGUGGCUGAACCGAAUUAUGGAAAAUUGACAUCAAUUCACUUUUACGCAUGGAAAAUGGGUUUGAAAACAGGAAUGUAUUAUUUACGUAUAAAGCCUGCUGCUAAUGCUAUUCAGUUCACGGUUGACAAAUCUAAAGUUAGAGGAAAUAAUGGAGGCACAGAAAAUGAUGAUAAAAACAUGUCCAUGAUAGCUUGCUCAUUACGGAAUAAGGAUGAUUGCUUAAGUUGCGGAUCGUAAGCCCAGUGUUAGUUCAUUUUUAAUAUUACAUUUAAUUUUGCAUAGUUAAUGUUACUUGAAAUCUUGUACUUAAAGCUUGUCAUCUAAAUCAGUGUUUUAUAUUAUAACUGUAGGACCCCUUGGCAUGAUAAUAAACAUGAUCAAUCAGUUCAGGUACUUGUUUCCCUUUUUCUUAUAUAAUGAACUAGGUGAUAACAAACUCGCUCUCAUCUUGACCUACAUGCAUUACCAGGGGCAUUUACCACUGAUUUAAAUCAAAAAAUUUUAUUAUAGAAAAAAUGUAUCAACUGCACAAUAAUUAUUUUAAUAUAUGGAGAACAUUAAUAACAUGAAACAUUUCCUGCUAAUUUAAGUAAACCCUUUUUAUCAA
Molecule: messenger RNA, 2984 nt
Organism: Papilio polytes (common Mormon)
Lineage: Eukaryota; Metazoa; Arthropoda; Insecta; Lepidoptera; Papilionidae
Gene: RnrL
Product: ribonucleoside-diphosphate reductase large subunit
Exons: 5
Coding region: 224-2614 (796 amino acids)
Biological process (GO): DNA replication; deoxyribonucleotide biosynthetic process
Cellular component (GO): ribonucleoside-diphosphate reductase complex
Molecular function (GO): ribonucleoside-diphosphate reductase activity, thioredoxin disulfide as acceptor; ATP binding
Source: RefSeq, a predicted model, not a curated record